AUCCAACAUGGAGUAGAGGCGGCGAUGGGGCUGGCCCGGGGCCGCCGCCUGCUGCUCGCCCCGCGCCCGGCCCGAGCGGCGCCCUGAGCGGAGCGGAGAGCAGAGUCCGGCCCAGCCCAGCGCGGCCCCCCCCCCCCUCGCCCUCCGCCGCCGCCCCGCAGCCAGGCGGCCUCCCCGCGAUGUAGAGCCCCGGGCGGCCGCGGAAGAUGAAGAGGCGCAGCGCGGCUGCCCGCGGCGGGGGCUGAGCUUCAGCGGGGGGAAGAUGACCGAGGACGGCCGCCCGGACGAUGACAGCUAUAUUGUUAGAGUCAAAGCUGUGGUUAUGACCCGAGAUGACUCCAGUGGGGGAUGGCUUCCUCAAGAAGGAGGCGGCCUUAGUCGAGUUGGCGUCUGCAAGAUUAUGUACCCUGAGGGCAGUGGCAGAAGUGGAUUUCUGAUUCAUGGGGAAAGGCAAAAAGACAAGCUGGUGGUACUGGAAUGCUAUGUGAAAAAGGACUUGAUUUACACUAAAGCAAACCCUACAUUUCACCACUGGAGAGUUGACAACCGCAAGUUUGGGCUGACGUUUCUAAGUCCUGCCGACGCCCGUGCAUUUGACAGAGGUGUAAGGAAAGCCAUUGAAGAUCUCAACGAAGGAUCCACGACUUCCUCCUCCACCAUCCAUAAUGAGACUGAAGUUGGAGAUGACGAUGUCUUUACAAACGCUACAGACAGCUCUUCUAAUUCUUCUCAAAAGAGGGAGCAGCCUUUGCAAACACUAGCAUCUCCUCCGUCCUGCGAUCAUCACAGAAUUUGCACCCUGGGACGUCUUCAUGAGCACUUUAGCUCGGACCACUACCAUCUAGAACAAUCACUCCCAAGAUCUUAUUGUCACGCCAACUUUCCAGAUGACGAUGAAGAAAUUGUGCGGAUCAAUCCACGGGAAAAGAUCUGGGUGACAGGUUACGAGGACUACCGCCAUACCCCUAUGCGGGGGACGUACAUUGAUCCGGACGACGGAGACUCAUACGUUGAGUUUGCCAAAAGUGGGGCUCCCAAACACGAUUACACUUACCCCUACGUGGGCAACUCGGACUUCGACCUGGGGGAUGACCUCAAGGGUACUGUGGUAAAGACUCAGCCUACCCGCUGCAAACCAGGGCGGUGGAAGGAAGAUGGAGAGAGGUCACGGUGUGUCUACUGCAGGGACAUGUUCAAUCAUGAAGAAAACCGGCGGGGUCAGUGCCAGGACGCUCCGGACCGCGCGAGGAGCUGCAUCCGCAGAGUCAGCUGUAUGUGGUGUGCUGAUAGUAUGCUGUAUCACUGCAUGUCUGAUCCCGAAGGAGACUAUACAGACCCUUGUUCUUGCGACACCAGUGACGAAAAGUUUUGCCUCCGGUGGUUGGCUCUUAUCGCCUUGUCCUUUAUUGCCCCUUGUAUGUGCUGUUACUUGCCGCUGCGGGCUUGUUACCGCUGCGGGGUCGCGUGCAAGUGCUGCGGCGGGAAACACAAGGCGGCUGGAUGACGACACUCAAAGCUUGUGAAGUACGUUUUACGUUUUAUGUUUUCUUUUUAACUAAGGAGCACCUUGGUCUGGAGCAUUCUUAAAAGCUAUAUACAUCGGGAUACAGCCCGGGAGCCGGAUGGAAUUCAGAAACCCGGUUGGCUCACUCUUUCCCUCUCUCCCCGUUGGCUGCUAUGCAUCGAUUGCUCACCGACUCCUAACAGACUAAUGUGCGGCAUAGACUUCUGUAUUAUUAAUCUGUAACGAGCCGAAUGUCCUGUACAUGUUUAUACCUCCCUCCCCCACACCCCCACUGAGAGAUCACAGAAGCAGGAACAGUUCAGUGGGAUGGACUUUCAGACAUCUCAAGGUUGGUAUCUCCACGGCAAGCUUGUUAGCACCCGUGAAAACGUAACAGAGAAAAAUCCCACUUCAGAAGUGUGUUCAACUUGCAGCCAGUUGCUGUUGUGUGUGUGAACAGAGGCUGUGUUUGUUCACAGGGUGUACCGUGGCACAGUAUUGUUGACAAUCUUUAGCGAAACGAUUCAAGCCAGCAGCAGAUUUCUCCUCCAGGGGUCCGUCGCCAUUUCUUUCAACAGUCGCUUUCAGUGGUUUCUCAGAAUUUCAAUCAAGUGAAGGAUGUGAGCCUUACUAUGUGAAGUGAAGCCUUACUUCACUUCAGAACAAUUAUCAAUGAAAGGCAGGGCUUUUUUUCAGCUGGAACGCGGUGGGACAGAGUUCCGGCACCUCUUGA
Eublepharis macularius is the source of this 2237-nucleotide messenger RNA. It is a transcript of the gene SPRED2, whose product is annotated as sprouty related EVH1 domain containing 2. Gene Ontology annotation, biological process: multicellular organism development; negative regulation of MAPK cascade. The transcript has 6 exons. The coding region runs from base 263 to 1504 and encodes 413 amino acids. Gene Ontology annotation, molecular function: protein kinase binding. Gene Ontology annotation, cellular component: membrane. Lineage: Eukaryota; Metazoa; Chordata; Lepidosauria; Squamata; Eublepharidae. The record is from RefSeq and is a predicted model, not a curated record.